AUGCGAUGCGCGAGCAAGGCCGCCGAGAGCGCGUCCGCACGUCUCUGUGCGGAUUCCGAAGCAGAAACUACAGCAACUGAUCUCUCAUCGGUUGCUGAAGCGACCCAGCCUGUGUCACUUGGUGAUGCAGGCGCUGGUCAUGAAGACACUCAUGUCUUCACAGAGUAUGAGCUCGGUGUCUCAUACUCUCCUGAUACGGAAGACGGAUCCGUAUCAACGGCGACCGAAUCCAAGCCGCCUGCCAAGCGUGGCAUGGAUGAUGCUAUGCGUCGUAGCAUCUUUGGUUCAUCUGAUGAAUCAGAUGAACCAUCGCCGAAGCGAAGGCGCUCGAGGUCGCGAGACUCGGGCGCUAACAGUGGUGUCGGUUCUCCUAUGGACACCACUUCGCAACGAGGUGCCAGUACUUCUGUCGGCACAUCGCAGGAAGAGCGGGAUCGCAAUGUCUUGCGUCUCGCUCCUGAGAAGAAGGCAUGGAUGCCUUCAAAAUCCGUCAUGGAUCACUUGUCGGCGACGACGAGUGAUCGUUAUCGAACACGAUUGUUCGAUUCGUCAAGGAUCCAUCACCUUGACCCCAGUGCGAAAACCUAUCGCGCUGAACAUGAAUUCUUCAUCGAUGCUUUCUUUAGACAUCAAUGGUACAGUGGGAAUCACAAGCGUGAUGGUCCCUCACUACUUCAAGCGUGGAACGCCUACAUCCAUAACCUCGAGGAUGUAGGUCGUGACGCUUGGAACGACAAACUUAUCAAAGCUCGUGAAAAGUUUGACAAAGCGAUCCCCGACAGGUGCACGCUACAAGCUGCAACGUCUGUCAAGGGAGAAAGGAUUACCCUGCCUCUCUUGGGGAGACUCGUGAUUAUGUUGUGUGAACAAAUCUGCGCGCGCACCUAA
Molecule: messenger RNA, 888 nt
Organism: Peronospora matthiolae
Lineage: Eukaryota; Oomycota; Peronosporomycetes; Peronosporales; Peronosporaceae
Source: the annotation of a GenBank genome assembly